AUGAGUUUCAUUGUUCAACUAGCAAUAUUGUACAUCAUUGGUGCAUCUGGAAUAACUAUCGAAUUUCAUAAUGGUCUUGGCUUUCCGAUUCAAUUAAUUGUGACACAAAAUCACGUCGCACCUCGACAAAUAGCUACAAUUCCAACAGGGCGACAUUUUUCAUACUAUUGCCCGCAAGGAUUUGCCGGGAAUUUUAAACACGGUUGGGCUGGUAAAGGUAUAACACUAUUCGAAAUAUCAGUUCGAACACAUGAUGCGAACACUUAUUAUGAUUUGAGUGUCAUCGAUGGUUUCAAUGUACCGAUGAAAGUUUAUGCUCCAGAUGGAACAAGAAUUCAAGCUUUACAUUCACGAGCACCAGAUGCUUAUCUGUAUCCGACAGACGAUAGCAAAACACAUGGCUUACGCCAAGAUGGAAAAUUCGUGGUUGUCUUUGAAUGGUAA
Molecule: messenger RNA, 444 nt
Organism: Rotaria sp. Silwood2
Lineage: Eukaryota; Metazoa; Rotifera; Eurotatoria; Philodinida; Philodinidae
Source: the annotation of a GenBank genome assembly